GUAGCGUUGUGCUUAAUGGGAUUUGUCCUCGGGGUGGCAGGUAAGGGGAUGCUCUAUCCCCGGGAGUCUGAGAGUAGAGAUAUGAAGAACCUGGACGGUAUGUGGAACUUCCGCGCUGAUUCGUCACCCUCCAGGAAACAAGGCUUUGACCAAAACUGGUUUAAGUCGCCAUUGUCUCAGACAGGGCCUGUGAUUCCGAUGCCCGUGCCCUCCAGCUUCAACGACAUCACCCAGGACAAGGCGCUGAGGGACUACGUCGGCUGGGUGUGGUAUGACAGAGAGUUCUUCGUCUCCUCGGACUGGCUGAAACACAGGGUCGUCCUCAGAUUUGACAGUGCCCAUUACUACUCCAUUGUAUGGGUGAACUCGCAGGAGGUGAUGCGGCACGACGGGGGACACCUGCCUUUCGAGGAGGAAAUUAACUCCUAUCUCACAUUUGGCGGCAGUAACCGCGUGACGAUCGCUGUCAACAACACCCUGACACCUCACACCCUACCUCCUGGAUCCAUCACAUACAAGACGGACAGAUCCAGAUAUCCGGCCGGUUACUUUGUGCAGAAUGUGCAGAUGGACUUCUUCAACUAUGGGGGGAUACAUCGUCAUGUACGACUCUAUACGACACCAAACACAUACGUCGACGACGUCACCAUCACCACGGAUAUCGCUGCAGGAAAAGGCGUGGUCAACUACAAGGUUGAAAGUGGAGGCAGUCCCGGUGUCACCAGUGUCAACGUCGACGUCGUGGACAAAGCAGGGAAUGUAGUGGGCAGCUCAGACCGCAUGAGCGGAGUGAUCACGGUUACAAAUCCCAAUCUGUGGUACCCAUAUACCAUGACGUCCGGCACGCCUGCAUAUCUGUAUUUAUUUAAGGUGAGACUUCGAGUGAGCCUUGUGUCUGCGACUGGAACAGACGUCUAUCGUCUACCUUUCGGUAUCCGCACUGUCCAUGUGACCGACUCCCAGAUAUUGGUCAACAGCAAACCCUUCUACUGCCAGGGCGUGGCCAAACACGAGGACUCCGACGUAAAGGAAAAGGCCUGGGACUAUGCGCUGAUCGCCAAGGACUUCAACCUGCUCAAAUGGAUGGGGGUCAACUGUUUCCGGACAUCCCACUACCCGUACGCCGAGGAGAUCAUGGAUCAGGCAGACCAGCAGGGCAUCAUGGUCAUUGACGAGAGUCCGGGAGUCGGGAUUGAUGAAAAUGAAAACUUCAGCAACAUUUCGUUGACGCAUCACCUUGACGUGAUGACCGAGCUGGUGCAGAGAGACAAAAACAGGCCCUCGGUGUUCAUGUGGUCUGUCGCCAACGAGCCCAGGACUGACAAAGCUAUAUCGGAGGCAUACUUCAAGUCAGUUAUUGGUCACACGAGGAGCCUGGAUGCCACACGACCGGUCACCUUUGUAUCGAACCAAAGACAUUCAAAUGACAAAGCCUUGCAGUUUGUGGACGUCAUCUGUUACAAUCGUUACUACGGCUGGUACAACGACAUCGGCCACACAGAGGUGAUACAGCUGCAGCUGGGGACCGACCUUGACGCCACCAGGGUCAAAUACCGGAAGCCCAUCAUCAUCACUGAAUAUGGGGCGGAUACUAUACCGGGGCUUCAUCGGGAUCCAUCUUUUGUAUUCACCGAAGAAUACCAGGUGGAAUUCCUGGAGGAAUAUCACAAACUCUUCGAUGCCAAGAUCGGCAAGUACCUGGUUGGUGAGAUGGUGUGGAACUUCGCAGACUUCAUGACAGUGCAAGGAGUCAGACGAGUGGUGGGUAACAAGAAAGGGCUGUUGACUAGGCAACGACAACCUAAACACGCAGCAUUUACCCUGCGCAGCAGAUAUCUGACCAUGAUGAAUAAAACCAGUCCCACGUCCUCCUCACCCCUUGUACCGAUCGUCGGCUAAUGACGACCGCGUUGUCAUAGUAACACAGAUGUAAACAAAUUGUUGUAAUAAAACAUAAUGUACACAACAGCUAA
Molecule: messenger RNA, 1973 nt
Organism: Haliotis rubra (blacklip abalone)
Lineage: Eukaryota; Metazoa; Mollusca; Gastropoda; Lepetellida; Haliotidae
Product: beta-glucuronidase-like
Exons: 12
Coding region: 16-1899 (627 amino acids)
Biological process (GO): carbohydrate metabolic process; glucuronoside catabolic process
Molecular function (GO): beta-glucuronidase activity; carbohydrate binding
Source: RefSeq, a predicted model, not a curated record